Molecule: messenger RNA, 2228 nt
Organism: Meloidogyne enterolobii
Lineage: Eukaryota; Metazoa; Nematoda; Chromadorea; Rhabditida; Meloidogynidae
Source: the annotation of a GenBank genome assembly
AUGUGUAGCUACUCUCAGCAAGGUUAUAACGAGAUUUCCUCCUCAGACUCAGCAACAUUUCCACUCCAAACUUCCAGACCUUUUACUAUCGAGCCUGGAGAAGAAAAUUUUCUAGCACGUGAAGGAGAACCUGGGCCUUUAUUAAAUUGUUCUGUAGCUGAGCCCUUUAGAGAUAGAAGUCGAUAUGAGUUGGAAUGGACUAAAGUUGUGGAGGAUAGGCCAAAGCUAAUAUCUCGCAAUGCUCUCCUCUACACCCCUUCAGCCCCGGAUGGCUACCAACUUUUUGAUAACGUUGCUACUGAUGGAUCUUACAAUCUACGCCUUUUGGGUGUCCAAUUUGAUCGUGACAACGGACGUUUCUUUUGCACAUUGGUAGAUUCUGGUACACAGACCCAAUGGUUAAGUGAACCUGCUAAAGUGGUUGUGUUAGUACCUCCACAGACACCAAGCAUAACUACACAACCUACCGAAGCUGUACGUGAGGGAGACUUGGCCACAUUUCGUUGUGAAUCUACAGGAGGCAACCCUUCACCCCAUUUCCAAUGGCUUUUUGACAAUAAAACAAAGGUCCCUGAAGGGUGGUAUAUCGAGAGGCCUGAGGCUAAUGCUGGAAAGAGUAUUUCAACAUUACAGAUGCACGUAAAAAGUGAACAUAAUGGGGCUUAUAUGCUUUGUCAAAUUUGGAAUCGAGCAUUGAAGGAAGGUGAACGAUUGCAAACACAUACAGAACGAUUGAAUGUUCUCUACGCUCCACGUGUCAAAAUUCUACCCUCUUCAGAACUCAAUGUAGAGGAAGGCCAAGUCGUCCGCUUAAUUUGUAAAGCUGAUGCCAACCCUCAACCAACCCAAUUUCAAUGGACACACAUCCCUACUGGAGAACAACAUCUCUCCCGUGAAUGGCACCUAGCAAUGAAGAGAAUACACACAGGGGAGUUUCGUUGUACAGCUACAAAUACAAUUGACACUGGUGCUGGGACAAUACGUUUAAAUGUGCUUUAUGGACCGUCUGUUAGAAUUAAAGUGGCUAUUGGAACAGAAAAUCCUGUUGAAGGAGAACGGCUGGUAUUGGAAUGUGAAAGUGAUGCAAACCCUAGGGUUGAGGCUGUCUCUUGGAGUGGGCCUGGAGGAGUUAAACAGAACGGGUCUAAAUUGGUUAUAGACUCGAUAAAUCGUGCCCAUGCCGGCAACUUUACCUGUACCUCUUGGAACACUUUACCUCUCACUUCUACCCAAUCAUCAGUACGUACAGGAUCCUCUUCUAUUUUCAUUGAUGUUCGGAGACGUCCAGGCCCUGCCAUAAUUUCAGCAAAGCGUCUGGUUGUAAAUAUUGGAGAGCCCAUCAUUUUGAGUUGCUCUACAGACGGAGAUAUAGGCAAUCCUCCAGCAAAGUUCAAAUGGGGAGGGCCAGGAAUGAGCAAUGACCAAUUUGGGAAAGAACAACAAUGGAAUAAAGCAAUAUUGAAAAUACCAGAAGCUAAACUUGGAGAUAAUGGAUUGUAUAGAUGUUUGCCUUAUAAUGAUAUUGGGCAGGCUGAAGAGAGUAGUGUAAGGAUUAUGGUUGUGGAACCAGCUCGUCUUAUACGUCCUUUACUCCCUACAAGAACUUUGUCUUCUAAUUCUGUUGAUGUCCAAAUUGAAUGUGAAGCUCGUGGCUUUCCCAGGCCACGAAUAUUUUGGUUAAAAGAUGGGCAAGCUUUGCCACUUGAUUCUUCAAGGCUUUGGGCUGUUCAGGAGCAUAGAGAGGCUACAGUACCUGGUUGUAACCAACAAAGAGAGCCUUGCCCUGUAACUGUUAAAAGUUCUCUUCAACUAGUACACCCAACAAGUUGGACAGAUAAAGGAAAUUAUGCCUGUAUAGCGGAGAAUUCUCCUACAGCUGAGGCUGCAUCUUCAAUUAUGGCUAUAAGUGUUGUGCAUGAACCGAUAAUUUUAAAUCAGAAGUUGAGUGAGGGCAUGGCUAUGGCUUCUGCUGAUAUAGGGGAAAAGGUAGAAGGAUUAUUUUAGAAAUAUUCGCACCCAGAUUUUCUAAAUUAUUCACCUCUAUUUUAUCAACGGGAUAUUCCUCCUCUGGGUCAAGGUUCCUCCUCUGAGUCUGGUUAUGCAUACCGAGUGUAACGUUCCUCCUCUGAGCCUUGGAUUGGUUAAGUAUGCCGAGAGUUACUUGUAUCUAUUUCCCACCUACCGUUAUUCUGAAGAUGAUUUUGGUCCACAAGGGAGUUUUUUGUUUG